CUUCCAUGAACCUUCGCCCUGGACUCCUUGCCUUUUUGCUUCUGCAUGGCAUUCUUACUGUACAAUGCAGAAACCUCAUUGGCCCUGGAAACCAGGGUUUUCAAUCAAAGGAUGAUUCAAGUAUCCAGAACAGAAUUAUUGCUUUAUUGUUGCAUAAAAACAUAAUUUCAGACCAAGAUGAUGACAAUGGACUUGAACUGGCCAUCAGGAUUGCACAGCUACAAGAGGUGGAAGCCCUGCGAGAAGAGCUGAACAUGGAGAAGCAGCUGGCAUCCAGGCCACUGGAGAAAGAGACUCCUCUGCCCAGCAAAAGGGGAGAGGCAUGUUUUUGGAAGUAUUGUGUAUGACCUCUACAUUUGAAGGAAGAAGACUUUAAAUAUCUACUGCCUUAAGAUCACUAUAGCAGAGAAACGUGGAUAUAUAACAGAACAGAGGAACAAUAUGUAGAAGCCCACUGUGAAUUAUUACAUGUAUUUGUGUUUGUUUACCAGAGCAAUUUGUAUUAG
Molecule: messenger RNA, 506 nt
Organism: Electrophorus electricus (electric eel)
Lineage: Eukaryota; Metazoa; Chordata; Actinopteri; Gymnotiformes; Gymnotidae
Gene: uts2d
Product: urotensin 2 domain containing
Biological process (GO): regulation of blood pressure; blood vessel diameter maintenance
Cellular component (GO): extracellular region
Molecular function (GO): hormone activity
Source: RefSeq, a predicted model, not a curated record